This is a messenger RNA of Drosophila arizonae, 516 nucleotides long. RefSeq lists its product as uncharacterized. Gene Ontology annotation, molecular function: protein binding. The record is from RefSeq and is a predicted model, not a curated record. Lineage: Eukaryota; Metazoa; Arthropoda; Insecta; Diptera; Drosophilidae.
GUGGCACAGUUCAACUGGAUUACGGUGCACUCCAUGAUGCUACCAACGACAGCCUGGCUAUUGAUGGCACUGCUGGCGCUGCGGGCGGGCCUGGUGCUGGCUGACGAGCAGCUGGAGCUGGCGGAUUAUGCAACAGCUGGCAGCGAGGACAUCUAUUUGCAGCCCAACAGCGGACAGUGGGAGGAGUACAAGGAAUAUCCCGACGAUGAGGAGGACGAGCAGGCGGAGGAGGACUCCGUGGAGGAGCAGCCACAGGGCGACAACAUCGAGGCCGUCGGCCUGGAUGAGAGCAACUGCGAGUAUAGCUGUCCGCGCUACUACCGCCCCGUCUGCGCCAGACGCAACGAUCACCAGCUGAUCACCUAUGCCACGCCCUGCGAGUACUUCAAUCAGCUGCGCUGCGCCAGCGUCGCCCGCAGCCAGGGCAAGGAGGCGCCCACCUAUGAGCUGUUGUAUCAGCAUGCCUGCAAAGAGAAUAGACGCUGACAGAGAACUAUGAAAGAGAAUUGUUUUUUU